AUGAAGAAAUCCGUAAAAGAACAACACAGUGCAUCAGAAUCAGAAGCUGAAGAUGUUGUUAUAGAAAGAGAUAGUGAUUUUGAUGAUGAUGAAGAAGAAGACGACUUCAGAGGGAAGGUAUUCAACUUAAAAUCUAAAAGCAAUGCUCCUUUCGACCACAAUGUAUCAGAUGAUGAAGUACAAGGAGAAGACGAGGACGACGAUGAAGAAAAGAUAGAUACAAAUGAUGUUGAGGAACUACCGGAAGAUUUUGAGGAAAUCGAAGAUGAUGUACCAGCUACUGAGUCUAAACUCAGCAAGAAGUUAAAGAAACUUACUAGUAAAGAAUUGGCCAAAGAGCAGAAAAGAAUAAAGAAAACCGGGGUAUGCUAUCUUUCUAAAGUUCCUCCAUACAUGAAGCCAGCUAAAUUACGUUCUGUGUUGUCUAGAUUUGGUGAAAUUGAUAGAUUAUUUUUGAAACCAGAAGAUCCAAGUGUAUAUCACAAAAGAGUCAAAUAUGGAGGGAACAAGAAAAAGAAUUUCACUGAAGGAUGGAUUGAGUUUGUAAAUAAAAAAGAUGCUAAACUAUGCGCAGCAACAUUGAAUGGGAAUAAACUUGGUGGUAAGAAAACAUCUUAUUAUUAUGACGACAUCAUCAAUAUUAAAUAUUUACUGGGCUUCAAAUGGCUUGACUUGACACAACAAAUAGCCAAGGAGAAUGAAGUAAGACAAGCCAAACUUGCUUUGGAAUUAUCUCAACAACAAAAACUUAACAAGGCAUUUGUAAGCAAUGUUGAAAAAUCCAAGAUGAUUUCAAAUAUUCAAAAGAAGAGAAAAACUACCGGUGAAGACGAACCUAUUAGAAGAGACUUCAAACAAAGGAAGGUGGCCACCUCUAGAAGUGAUGCAAAAGAGGAACUUAAAGUAAAAUCAAAACCAAAUGAAAAAUUGAAUGAUAUUUUAUCAAGAGUUUUUUAG
This is a messenger RNA of Candida tropicalis MYA-3404, 957 nucleotides long. RefSeq names its product RNA-binding ATPase activator. The transcript has a single exon. Gene Ontology annotation, molecular function: RNA binding. The coding region runs from base 1 to 957 and encodes 318 amino acids. The record is from RefSeq and is a predicted model, not a curated record. Gene Ontology annotation, cellular component: nucleolus. Lineage: Eukaryota; Fungi; Ascomycota; Pichiomycetes; Serinales; Debaryomycetaceae. Gene Ontology annotation, biological process: endonucleolytic cleavage in ITS1 to separate SSU-rRNA from 5.8S rRNA and LSU-rRNA from tricistronic rRNA transcript (SSU-rRNA, 5.8S rRNA, LSU-rRNA); endonucleolytic cleavage to generate mature 5'-end of SSU-rRNA from (SSU-rRNA, 5.8S rRNA, LSU-rRNA); small-subunit processome assembly.